AUUGCCAGUUUCGGUGACCUAGUAAUAGGAGAAAAUGGCAGCCUCCAUAACAUAACAUGAAAAUUGUAAAUAGAAGGCUGCGGCAAACAAUUGUAAAGGACACUUUAGACCAUUUUUCAUUAUGUGUCUCUUUACCGCAAUGAUAGAUUAUUAUUUAUUAUAACUUAAAUAUCGAUUUCAACGAAAAUGACCAAAGGAAAAAAGAUUUUAAGUUUACUUCUUAAUGAGAAAGACUCUUUGUUCACCUAUUUAUCAACAAAGGUCUAUCAGAAAGUUAAUCCAAAGCUGAAAGAAGUCAAUCAUUCACUAGAUCUAAAUUGUAGAUCUAAUAUUAUUGUACCCCUGAAGUCAUACGUGAAUUCAAAGAAAGAUAGGUUUAGCAAUUCUUGGGUUUUAAAUUGUUUAGUUAAUGGACAUUUUCUCAAUCAAAGUCAAUAUGAUUACCAUUCUGCACCCUCUAAAUUUAAAUGUAAUCAUCAUACUCAUAGUAAUGCUACAAAAAGAAAUCAGUUGGAUUUAUUUUCAAAUUCAUGGUUAAAUAGAUCAUUAGCACAAAAACCAAGCUAUUCAACUAACCAUACAAUUGUUGGCUUUCUCAAUUGUGAUCAAAGACAUUAUUCAACAUUUAAACAUAAUAGAAACUUACUAAUACGAAGUUUGAUAGAAAAAAAGUUAUUUUCAAGAAAUGUAAGAAAAACUAUUAGGCAUCAAGACAUUUCUGAUCCUGUUUCAAUGAACUCUAAUGAUAUUAAAUUUAGGGUUCGUAAUCGCACAAGAACAAUUUUACACAGCAAACUUUCCAAGCUCAAAAAAAGUAUUCUUCUACAUAAAUGCCAACUAAAAGACAAAUGGAAAGAUCAGCAAUUAAGAAGUUUGCAAGCAGUUGGAAAGCUGAAAAAUGAACUAAAAGCAAAAAAAGAAAAUAUUAAGACUGUUCCUAAUUUGCUUACAACUAUGCGGAUGGCUUCAGCGCCUGUACUUGCUUAUCUGGUAGUUCAUGAUUACUUUGGAACAGCAUGUACAAUUUUUGUUUUUGCUGGUAUAACAGAUUUGUUGGAUGGCUACAUUGCCAGAAAUUUUAAAAACCAAAGAACAGCUUUAGGCACUGCUUUGGACCCUUUAGCAGACAAACUAUUAGUCAGCUUUCUUGGUAUUGCCUUAACAUCAGCUGGUCUUAUUCCAGUUCCCAUGACUGUGUUAAUUCUUAGCAGAGAUUUAGGACUUAUCCUGGCCUCAUUUUAUAUUCGGUACAUCUCUCUACCUCCUCCUAAAACUUUAUCAAGAUAUUUUGAUGUUUCUCUGGUGACAGCUAAACUAUAUCCAUCUACUAUAAGCAAGGUAAAUACUGGGUUACAGUUGUCUUAUGUGGCAGCAACUCUUGCCUCUCCAGUUUUCAACUUUGUAGAUCAUCCAUGGCUUCAAGGUCUUAUGUAUCUGACUGCUGCAACAACAAUGAUAUCUGGUGUUGAUUAUGUGCUGACUUGGAGAAGAAGGAUGAAAAUUAUACAAAAUAAAUAGAAAUUGUUUUGUGAGACUUAUACAAAAAAACUAAUGUUCAGUUUGUCAAAAAAAGAAAUGUGGCUUCACACUACACUAAGAAAAUAACAUUUAAUGUUCAUUUCUUUCUUCAAGUGUCUAAUUUAUACUAAACAAACAAAAAGUGAAGAUUUUUUUUUGCUUAUAUUAACUCACUCUAUCUGUCUGGUAAAAAGUUUGUAUACACUAUUUCUCUGACGCCUUAUCUUGGAUCAAGCUGAAAUUUUGCACAAUUAUUUCUUUUAUCUGACAACACAUGAAUCAAUUUAAAAAACGAAUGACCAAUUAGUUAAUUAACUAUUGGUAAUUAUUUUGUUUGGUAUCUCAAACAAGGGAAAGAAAUUGUACUUGACUGAGGUGGUGGUAUAAGCUGAAUUUGUCUCCUUUUUAGAUUGCUGCUUCAAAGUAAGUUUGAAACAAACAAUAGAUAAAUAUAUAAUUUUAUAUAUUCAUGUACACCUCGCAGAGUGGUUAUAAUAUUGGCUUGAGUCAUGAGGGGUUUUUUUUUGGUAAAUGCUUUUAGAAAACUAUUACAGUAAAAUUUACUUAGAUAUCUCUUUCUCUCCCCCCCCACCCCUUUUUUCCAUUUUUUCAUCAGGUACAGAUUAGAGAAAGGAUUAUAAUGUAUUGAGAAAGCUAAAUGCAUAAAAUAGUACUAAAAAAAAAACAUUUGGUAAAAAUAUUUAUAGUCGCACAGAUUUAUUGUUGUUGGUCUAGAUCUAUUAAUAACUUAAUUACACAUGACUGAUCCAAAGUAAUUGAUACAACUACACUUUGUAUAAGCUUUGUUUUUCUAAAAGAAAAGUAUUUAUAUGUUUUUCUUGUUUUGAGCUUGAGUAGAGUGUUUUAUUGCAGUGUUUGUACAUCUAUAAAUAAACAGAAUAUAUAGAAGGAAGCAUUUAUUGUUGAAAUAUAAUGUCAAUGAUUCAUUAAUAAACAUUUACAACCAAAGUACUAAACUGCA
Messenger RNA from Biomphalaria glabrata, 2500 nucleotides. Its product is annotated as probable cardiolipin synthase (CMP-forming). Gene Ontology annotation, biological process: cardiolipin biosynthetic process. The transcript has 7 exons. Gene Ontology annotation, molecular function: cardiolipin synthase activity. NCBI's taxonomy places the organism in Eukaryota, Metazoa, Mollusca, Gastropoda, Planorbidae. The record is from RefSeq and is a predicted model, not a curated record. The coding region runs from base 187 to 1518 and encodes 443 amino acids. Gene Ontology annotation, cellular component: mitochondrion; membrane.